Messenger RNA from Tupaia belangeri chinensis (Chinese tree shrew), 3019 nucleotides. It is a transcript of the gene TPK1, whose product is annotated as thiamin pyrophosphokinase 1. Lineage: Eukaryota; Metazoa; Chordata; Mammalia; Scandentia; Tupaiidae. Gene Ontology annotation, molecular function: thiamine binding; ATP binding; thiamine diphosphokinase activity. The record is from RefSeq and is a predicted model, not a curated record. Bases 173 to 904 code for a protein of 243 amino acids. Gene Ontology annotation, biological process: thiamine metabolic process; thiamine diphosphate biosynthetic process. The transcript is spliced from 8 exons.
GCUCCUUCCUGUCCUCGAACCCUGAGGGUCGGGGUCGCCGUCAGCCCCGGAGCUCGCCGCCUGGGCAUUGCCGAGAGUCCAGCGGCGAGUGAACCGGCACUCGCGCGGGGUUUUGUCUUGAGAAAUUCUAACUUUGCAUAUCUUUUUUUAAUGCAGAGGCCAAUAAUCCGCUAUGGAGCAUGCCUUUACCCCGUUGGAGCCUCUGCUGCCCACUGGGCAUUUGAAGUACUGCCUUGUAAUUCUAAAUCAGCCUCUGGACAAAUGUUUUCGUCAUCUUUGGAGCAAAGCUCUUUUAAGAGCCUGUGCUGAUGGAGGUGCCAACCGCUUAUACGAUCUCACAGAAGGGGAGAGAGAAAGCUUUUUGCCUGAAUUCAUCAAUGGAGACUUUGAUUCUAUUAGACCUGAAGUCAGAGAGUACUACUCUGAUAAGGGAUGUGAGCUUAUUUCAACUCCUGAUCAAGACCACACUGACUUUACCAAGUGCCUUUUAGUGCUCCAAAAGAAGAUAGAAGAAAAGGACCUGCAGGUUGAUGUGAUCGUGACACUGGGAGGUCUUGCUGGGCGUUUUGACCAGAUUAUGGCAUCUGUGAAUACCCUGUUCCAAGCAACUCACAUCACUCCUUUGCCAAUUAUAAUAAUCCAAGAGGAAUCGCUCAUCUACCUGCUCCAGCCAGGAAAGCAUACAUUGCAUGUGGACACUGGAAUGGAAGGUAGUUGGUGUGGCCUUAUUCCUGUUGGACAGCCUUGCAAUCAGGUAACGACAACAGGCCUGAAGUGGAACCUCACAAAUGAUGUGCUCAGUUUUGGAACACUGGUCAGUACCUCCAACACCUAUGAUGGGUCUGGUGUGGUGACUGUGGAAACAGACCACCCCCUCCUCUGGACCAUGGCCAUCAAAAACUAAGGGGCACCUGGCACCAGGCGUGCUUCUGCCUUACCUCGUUCGUCAACGGUUUAUUGCUCAGCAAAAACAGUUCACGUGGGUUUGCAGGACUCUAAACCUCUCCAUGGGAAGCCAGCUAGUUUUAAGAUGUUAAUGUUUAUAUGAUCCAAGUGACAUUAUAAAUAACAGAUUUCAACCUUGCCAUCAGGGGAAAUUACGGAAAGUAAAUAAGGUCUAUCCCGUUCAGUGAGAGGUCUGAUGUGAUUAUUCCCAUUAUACAAUCAAGUACUGAUUUUUCUUGCAUUUUUAAUCAUCCUAUUUAUUUUAGAAAAUUAGUUUAAAUUUGGAAUAAGAUAAAACGGUUCAGUUCCUGUAGAAAUCUAGUACAUCCUUAAAUGCCUGAUAAACAAGGGUUAACGCGGAGUGUCUUCUAAUACUACAUUUCUCUGUAUAAUGUACAUUACCUGUAACUGGAAAGGAAAUUCCUUCCAGAUUGGGAUGUAAGAAGGGAAUCAUUUCACUCUGGUCUUAUUACUACAUUCGAUAUUGUCUUUUAAAAAUAAAUCAAGAAUCAUGGACCUUAUUGUUAUAUUUGAAAAUGGAUAGUUAAGAAAGCUACAGGUGAAAAGAGAAGUGCCAUGAAAAACAGUGGUAAUUCGUGAAGCCCUUCUGGUAUGCUAACCCUCAGAUUCGAAAGUUAGUAUGCAAAGCUCUACUGAGAGUCUUCAUCACCAUCACCCUCCAGAUUGGAGAAGCUGUGCAGAGGAACUUCAGCAUAAAAAUGGAAUUGUUUCUGACCUACCUCAGACUGAAAAUGAAAUACUGGUUCCUACCCUGCAAGUUUCUUGAAAUUACUAGAAAAUGGAUCUCUCUGGGGAUGAACGAGCAUCAUGCACUAAGGAGCCUCUGUCUGAAGCUUGUGUUCACGCCCCAGUCUGUCACUCGCCCAAGUUCCCCAUGGACCCCCUCGGUUAGCUGUGAAAUGAUUGUCCGCGUUCCCCACACGCAGCCCCUACACAGCGACACCUAGCGGUGGGAAGGCAGACGACACGCGUGGUUACCGACUUGCCGGCUUACCAACCUGUGGCCUCCUGUAUUCAUGUUUCCUUCACAAGGAGAUCUCUUCUGUCUUCUUCCUGCCUUUGUCUAGCUCAUUUGCUAAGCCAAAUGUUGCCCUGAAAACCGUGACUUGAGAUCACGCUGCGCCCCUUUCUGUGCACCGUCCCUCACGCCGCUGUAGGGAAGGUGGCAGCGACAGUUUUCUUCUUGGUGCUACGAAGUGAGGCUCAGACUCAGGCCAAGAAUGAAAGGGCGUCGCUGAACCAGGGUACGAAUCCAGACCGUUAAUCAUUUGAAAUCAGUUUUAAAUUAUUUUAUGCAAAUAUAUGUAAAAUUGAAAUCCAGAUAGCAAAUAAAAAUAUUUAGUUAACGAUGUGCAUGUCUGUGGUCAGAUUUUUUUUUUAAAUAGUCCAUUUUCUCAUCUGUAUUCCACUGUGACCAAUCUCUCAGAAUUGAUGUUUCUGUGCAAAAAGAAAAGAAAAAAUUGGUCCAAAGAUGGUGAAUCACUGUGGUAGUUUUCCCAUGUGAUCUCAGAGAACAACCCAGGACUAUGAGGUCCCUCCCUCCUCGCUUUCCAUGGAACAUUCUCUAGGACACACAAGUCGGUGUUCCUUACCCCCUCUAUAAAGUAGGUCCUGCAUUGGCACAUGUUUACCUUGUAGGAUUUAAAAAGGAAGACAAAUUACUUUCAAGGGUGUGUAUAUGCUGGAGGGAAAGGGCCAAUAGAGAGGCAGAAGGAAAAGUUACAGUCGAGGAAAUGAAAAAGGUGGAGGAAGGACCCUGGGAGAAGAGGAGACAGGAGGAGCGUGAGAUCGCAGCAUCAGCUGCAACAUAACCCCAGUUCUAGCCUUUCUGCAUCUCCACACAAAUUGUGACCCCAGAGCUUCCGCCCAGACUCUGCCAGCCUUCCUAUUCACAGUGGAAACUGUUAGGAAUCAGGGGAACGAUCAGUCAACUCCUGGACCCUUCACUGACUGACCCCUUCAAGUCAGACCCUCCUGCAGAAAAACUGACUUAAGAACCCCCCAACCACUGCCCCACGCAUGCACCGGAGAGACUCGAAUGGGCCCGCAGGCG